Molecule: messenger RNA, 423 nt
Organism: Hirsutella rhossiliensis
Lineage: Eukaryota; Fungi; Ascomycota; Sordariomycetes; Hypocreales; Ophiocordycipitaceae
Exons: 1
Coding region: 1-423 (140 amino acids)
Source: RefSeq, a predicted model, not a curated record
AUGGCCAACGAAGGCACCGGCAAUUCCAUCUCUGACGUUCUGCCAACCAUGGACUAUCUCUUGCAUCACAUUGAAGCGGCCAAGGAGGCCACUACCAUCCCCCACUUGGCUACAAUGAUGGAGACGACAUGGGCAAAAUUAGCCGACUACUACGAAUUGACGGAAGAUUCGCCAGUCUAUUCAGCAGCGACGGUAUUAAAUCCUUCCCUCAAGUGGGCAUAUAUGGAGAAGACUUGGGACGACAAGAAUGAAUGGAUUGAGAGAGCUAAAGCUCGGGCAGGGAGCUCUGGAGGAGGCAUACAAAUCUACCACUCCCUGCCCUGUUCUUCGACCAGCUUCCGCACAAGAGCCAAGUGCAAGACGACCAAAUGGGUACAAAAUGUGGAUGAAAGAGCAAAAGGCUACGAUUUUCAACAUGGAUGA